Molecule: messenger RNA, 2236 nt
Organism: Bombus pyrosoma
Lineage: Eukaryota; Metazoa; Arthropoda; Insecta; Hymenoptera; Apidae
Gene: Rab9
Product: ras-related protein Rab-9A
Exons: 3
Coding region: 839-1549 (236 amino acids)
Biological process (GO): retrograde transport, endosome to Golgi
Cellular component (GO): phagocytic vesicle; late endosome; lysosome
Molecular function (GO): GTPase activity; GTP binding
Source: RefSeq, a predicted model, not a curated record
UUAUUUAUUAUUAGUUGUUACAUAAAUUAUUGUUAGGUGAUACAUAUGGUAGAGUAUUAUGCGAUAUAUACAGAAUUAACAUUAUUUAUAAUUUCUGGUAGCCAUAUUCAUCCUGUAUGUUUAACAUCCAACAUGGGCGUUUCUUUUGUCGUCUGCAAAGUGUCAAAUACUUUGCGCACAACAAAAAUGCUCAGAACCAGUGAUACUUUUUAGCUGUUCAGAAAAGUUAAAAAGUCGUUCAUGAUUCUUACCAUUGCCAAAUGCUUUGGAGUGAACGUACGACAUAUAUUUGUUCAAGAAAAUUGUAAUUUUACUCGGUGUUGGCUAUGACUCAGUACCAAAGGGCAUCUUUUCAAGGUAUCGCGACUUUGUUCGAAUAAUUAAGUUAACAUCGAAGGAGAUAAAGUACAUGGCCUCUGUGAGAUUGAAAAUUACAAUUUCAUUCGUCAAAAUAAUAUGAGCCCCAUUUAAAUUGACAUUAAAAUGCUGCUAUAAAAUGAGAAGGUUAUGCUUGAUCGUAAAACGAAAAUUACGAUAUUAAAGUGUUUUAAAUAAUACAAUUAUUUACUGCACACGAAUAAUACGAAGUUGCAAAUCCUGAGUGAGCGUAUAUUGUUUGCUUAAGAUGUAUCUAAUAUGAGAAAAGUGGAUUGACUUAUUUGGUAUCAGAAUCAGCUGAUUCCUACAUUGACAAAGGAUCCCUGAUACAUUCGAUGUUUAACGAAUGAAGAAUUGAAUUAUCUGAUGUCGAAAAUAGUGAUAUAUGAAGGAUAUACAUAUAUAUCAUAUUUUUGAACAUAUAGUUUCUUCGUUAUUCUAAAAAGAUAAAGAUUGAAAGAUGUCAGGAAACAAUUCUGCUACAGUAGGUACACUUAGAGGUGGUAAUCUACAAAAUCGUAAUUCUCAAAGAUCUACACUUUUAAAAGUGGUGAUUCUGGGUGAUGGUGGUGUUGGCAAAUCUUGUCUUAUGAAUAGAUUUGUAUCAAAUCACUUUGAUGAACAUAGUUUUCAUACAAUUGGAGUAGAAUUUUUAAACAAGGAUAUUGAUAUUAACGGAGAGGCAUAUACAUUGCAAAUAUGGGAUACAGCUGGACAAGAAAGAUUUAAGACCCUUAGAACUCCGUUCUAUAGAGGCUCUGAUAUCUGCCUUUUAACAUAUGCGGUAGAUGAUAGAACAAGUUUUAAAAAUUUAGCACUUUGGAGAUCUGAAUUCCUUUAUUAUGCUGAUGUUCAAGAAGGAUCAACAUUUCCAUUUAUAGUUGUUGGGAACAAAGUGGAUGUUCCAGAUUCUGAGAAACAAGUUUCUACAGAAGAAGCUCAAGCUUGGUGUGCAGAAAAUGGGGACCCUCCAUUAGUAGAAACAUCUGCAAAGGAUGCAACCAAUGUUGAAGCAGCAUUUGGUGCAGCUGUUGCUGCUUGGGCACAACUUGAAGCUAGACUAGAAAGACCAUUAGUAGAAGAUACUGUUGAUCUUUCAAAACAACAAUCUCCUCAUCGUUCAAGUUGUUGUAUGCCUGUGUCUGGUGCUGAGUCUAACAAAAUUAUUUGAAGAGAUUUCUUGCCUGUCUGCAAUACUUUCCUCAUAAUAAGGUGAAUUUUAAUGCUGAAAGUUGUUUUUGUCUAUUUUAUUUUUAGUGACACUAAGUGUUUCUUCCGUUGCCAAUGUGAACGUAUAUAGAUAUUUUUAUAAAUUCAUAUGAUUUUAUUUAUUCUUACAAACAUUUUUCAGUUUCGUUAAAAUAUGCAAAUUGAAGUUAUAUUUGCGCGGAAAAAAAUAAUACUUUAUGGUUGAUAUUUCCAGAAUACAACUGUAAACUGUAAGGUCAAAUUGAACGUCCUGCUCGUAUCACGCUUUGUGCAGUUCGCGAGCUACAGACAGUAUUUUAAGUAUUUCAGACAUUAUUGGCUUGUGAUAAAAUAAUAAUAGUAAUAACCAUGAUCAUCAACUGCUUUACAAAUAAGGAAUAGAUAUAAAAUGUAAUUUAGCUUUGUAAUCUAAAUUUGCCUUAUCUUCGCAGCACAAACUAAGGGCAGUGGUAGUAAUAUAUAUUUAUCACAAAAUCCUCUGAAUCAUCUUUAUAUAUACAUAUAUAUAUGAUUUUGAAAUAUCUACACUAUAAAAAAACAUACUCUGCUGCUCUUGGAAUGUCCUGCAAUCGGUGUUUAAAGAUUUUCCUACAAAGUGAAUAAUAUUAUAAACACAUCAAAUAAAGCUUUUUGUACAACCUUGUACGUA